AUGCUGACUGGAGUCGUGAGGCAGUUAAGCGAUCGAGAAGUGGAGGCUUUACAGACUCACCAAGUCCCAAAACAAAAUUCGUCAGAGGAUGUUACGACAGCCCUGAAAAAUCUGACAGAAGAAGAGGCGGCCUCGAAAUCAGCUGCAGAGUUAGGAAGAACAGGAACGUAUACUUUCAGUGGGGCAAGCUGGGCCACUGGCGGAGAUAUUGACCAAAAGGAUACAGCAAACACUGUAACUAUAAACAAACCGGUCCCAGUCCCGAGAAUAGCAGAAAUUUUAGCCAACUACAAAGCGCGAAAGUGUUUUCAGUUGUGGAUUUACGUCCCCGAUAUUGGCAAGUACCAAUAA
This is a messenger RNA of Echinostoma caproni, 351 nucleotides long. NCBI's taxonomy places the organism in Eukaryota, Metazoa, Platyhelminthes, Trematoda, Plagiorchiida, Echinostomatidae. The record is from the annotation of a GenBank genome assembly.